AUGGUGACCUGCACCAGCAUGGAGAAGCUGAAGCCGAAGACUCUGGGGGACUCGCUUCAAGGCCCGUGGGGCUUUUCCGCCUUGACUUACACCCUGGCCUUCCUUGGGGAAGGGAGGUGGGACUCGGAGGAGGGUCAGUUGCUCAUUCCAAGAGCAGGGACGCUGAGCGGCAGCACCGGCUGUCAGCUGCCUCUGACCCUGGCCGUGGCCGUGGGCGUCAGGCGCGUUCACGAGCACCCGCGGUGGGCCGGCGCGCCCCCAGAGGCUCUCUGCCUCACGCCCACUCUCUCCCCUCUGCCUUCACAGCGCCUCCCCCGCCCCUUCUGCUGGUCUGUCUCCCGAAGUGCACGGAGCUAA
This is a messenger RNA of Rangifer tarandus platyrhynchus (Svalbard reindeer), 357 nucleotides long. The record is from the annotation of a GenBank genome assembly. NCBI's taxonomy places the organism in Eukaryota, Metazoa, Chordata, Mammalia, Artiodactyla, Cervidae.